Messenger RNA from Pseudomyrmex gracilis, 1906 nucleotides. RefSeq lists its product as uncharacterized. NCBI's taxonomy places the organism in Eukaryota, Metazoa, Arthropoda, Insecta, Hymenoptera, Formicidae. The record is from RefSeq and is a predicted model, not a curated record. The transcript has 2 exons. Gene Ontology annotation, cellular component: extrinsic component of mitochondrial inner membrane. Bases 221 to 1735 code for a protein of 504 amino acids.
AGACGUCCAAAGACGAUCUUUUGUAUCGCGGUGUCAAAAUCACACCCGCAACAUCAAUUUGUUCUUUCGCACCGCGAGAAUUUCACAAUAAAAUUUGCACAAAGAAACAGUGCCAUCGCGGUGUUAAUGUUAUUUUGCGGAGUGUAUGUGUGUGUGAAAAUCUAUUAAUUUAAAAUCCAGCGAUAUCACACGCUUUUGAAUAAUAAAUAAUUUUUUAAUAAUGGGUCGCAGAAAAAAGAAUUCAAAAAAGAUUCCAAGCGUUAUUCAAAAACCGAACGAAAGUAAGAUAUCAGAAAAUUCGAACUCUGAGAAAAAAGAGAUAACAGAACAAAAAGAAGAGAGUUUGUCCAUUCUUGAAGUCGCGAUCGACGUUUACUCACGCUUGGAAUUACCACUCGUGCAAUCGAUGCGGCAUCGACUGUCGAACGACAGCGACGAAGACGAGGAGGACACCGUCGAAUUGAAGUUUUGGCCGCGUUUCGUCUUCGUGUCGAACUUGUGUCUAAUAUGCAUGGAACGAUCGGAGGAGACUUGCGAAUCUUGCGGCGUGGUUUCUUACUGCAGCGACAAACACAGGAAGCAAGACUGGCCGAAGCAUCGAGACUUGUGCAAAAUUCUGACGGAAGUCUGCACGACCGGGGGAGGCUUGUCGCUGCUUCCGGAACUUACCCCGGACGAUUAUCGCGUUUACCGUCUGAAACUGAUCGAGAUCGUGGAAUGUCGCCUGGGCAGAUGUCUCGAACUCUGGGAAAAAGAAAUUCUUCUUUAUCCUCGCGUUUGUUGCAGCUGUCGUAACUUCGGGAAAAUUCUAAAAUCCUGCGCCACCUGCGGAAUCGAGUUGUUCUGCGAAAAUCACAACGAUAACGAACACGAAGAGUCGAGAUGUCGAGAAUAUCAGGUGUUUCGCAGAGUGCUCUUCAUGCAGCACAAAAACGGCAACGUGGAUCCCGACAUGCCGGACAGUUUUCAAACGCAGCCGCUUCAUCUGACGAACGAUUUUGACGCGUUAAUGAUGCGACUCUACGGUCGCUCGCCAUAUUACCGCAACAUGGAUUGUUACACCUAUUGCUGUCUUUCUCAUAUAUUGACCAUUCCAUUAACAACUCUAUACUCAAUGCAAAUUUCUUGCCAGUGUUGGGAAUCUAUAAAUACUUUCGUGAUCCAUAUAAUAGGUGCCGAGUUUCAAUUCGAGUGCAUAAAUCUGCACGUGUGGGAGAAACUCUUCUUGCAUCUUCUUCCAAGUUUGAAACAUCUCAGAUUAAUGUUUGUUGGUCCGGAAUUGAGAUUGCCACCGGGAGUUCCGUUAGAUUUACUAACUGCCGUAAAGCUCUGUUCUGCUUGCAAAUCAUCAGAUCGGCGCGUGAACGUUUCCUUUCAUCCUGCGCAGUUCUAUCACGAAUUUUGUCGUUCAAAACAAUUUGUAAAACCACAUCUCGCGUGUCUCUUCAAUCCGGGUCUUUAUCGAGUUACCGGUUUCGAAGGCAGAGACACGUGGCCGGAAACAAUAAGAGAAUUCUGCAAAACCAGAGCUCCCGUUUGCGUGACGUCUUACACGAAACACGAAAUUCCUCGGGAAAUGAUAAGAAUAAAAUCGAUCGCUGACGUGGAAACAAUAUUGGAACCACAAAUAAAUCCGUUCGCAUCGAUCAAACCUGACAGAAACUUUGUCAGCGACGACACAGCGCCGCUUAUCUAUAAAAAUUACUAUCUCGCUAUCGUAAGAGGAAAUUCGUAAAUUUAUAAAAUUAAUUAAUUAAGGUAGUUAUCGCGCGACAAUUCUUCAUUCAAAAGUUUGAUUUUGCGCUACAGAAAAAUUAUUCUCAGAAUUUGAUUCAAAUGUCGCACGAAUAUUUCAGAUUCUAUUUUAUCAACAUGUCAUUAGUGUAUAAAUAAAUAAAAAAGUAGU